Molecule: messenger RNA, 2340 nt
Organism: Camelina sativa (false flax)
Lineage: Eukaryota; Viridiplantae; Streptophyta; Magnoliopsida; Brassicales; Brassicaceae
Biological process (GO): DNA transposition
Molecular function (GO): zinc ion binding; DNA binding; transposase activity
Source: RefSeq, a predicted model, not a curated record
AUGGAGGGAGGGGGAGGUGGUGAAGCUGAAGCAUGGCCGGAAUUAUUGAGAGGAGUUGCGGUGAACUUCCGGUACAUUCAUCGUUGGAACAGGCCGAAACUAGACUUAAAAGACAGAGCAGAGAACAAAGAAGAAGAAACAGCUUCCCAGCGGCGCCGAUCGGAACCGACGCCGCCGGAGAGAGGAUCAUCGGGAGUUGUGCCAGGGAGAGAAGCGGCUAGGGCGAACUCAGUUUUUAUGAUAACGCAGUUUCCAUUUGAGGAACAUAAGGAGCGGAAGAGGUUGAUAGAUUCAGAUAUGAGUUUUACAAGGAUGUGUGAUGCGGCCAUAUGGGUUGGAGUAGUUGAUGUAUUUAUGGUUAAGUCGUCAGAGCAUCCUCAUGAUGUGGAGAUUACUGAGCCCUGUGAUGCAGAGAUUCGAGUUGAGAGGAAUAUAGCCUCUUUUCUUGAUGAAGAUCCGAAUUUUGACUACCAUGACACACCUCCAAACUCGGAUGAUGAAGGUGGUGGAGAGAAGUUUGGAGGAUACAACAUUAAGCUUGAUAGAUGGGGGAAAGAAAAAAAUGGAGCUGUUUGUUCAAUGGAUGGUUGUCAUUGGAGGUGUUACUGUUCGUUUCAUAACCCCAUUGAGAAGUGGGUUCUGAAGACAUUUGAAGAUGAUCACAAUUGCACACCUGAUGGGUAUUGUAGAUUACUAAAGUCGGCUGUGGUGGCAAAGAUGUUUAUGGAUGAGAUAAGGUCGAAUCCUGAUUAUUCACCGAAAGCUAUACAAUAUGAGGUCCAAAAGAGGUUCAAUAUUAUGAUCACACCUGAUGUAUGCAAGAAGGCGAAGAAAAAAGUAUUAGAUAUGAUUCACCGUGACCAUUUAGAGCAGUUCUCUAGGCUCAGAGAUUACAAAGAUGCAAUCCUUGAGACUAAUCCUAACUCCACUGUGGAGUUAGACACUAUCAUUGGUGAUGAUGGAUCAGAACUAUUUCGAAGGUUCUAUGUCUGUUUUGAUGUGUUCCGCAAGUUAUGGCCAAUGUGGUGUCGACCCAUAUUUGGUAUUGAUGGGUGUUUUCUCAAGUCUACAUUUAAAGGGCAAUUGUUGGCUGCUGUUGGAAGGGACGCCAAUAAUGGCUUGUACCCCAUAGCUUGGGCUGUUGUAGAUGUUGAGGAUGAGGAGAACUGGACAUGGUUCUUAAGUCAUUUGAAAGAUGAUUUUCAUCUGCAAGAGGGUCAAGGAUUCACAGUCAUUUCUGAUAGACAAAAGGGCUUGUUAAAUGCAGUAAACAGGGUGUUGCCUUAUGUUGAACAUAGGAUGUGUGCUAGGCAUAUCUAUGGUAACUUGAAGGGUGAUUUCCCUAAUCAAAAUGAAGUGAAGACUCUGUUUUGGCGUCUGGCAGAAAGCUAUACGGUGGCUGAAUAUGAAGCAAACUUGCAAAAUGCAAGAAACUAUGAUAUCCGAUUAUAUGAUGCCAUUAUGCAGAGAAAUCCCAGGAAUUGCAGUUUAGCUUUCUGUUCACCUACAGCCAAAUGUGUUGAUGUUCACAACAACAUAUCAGAGUCGUUCAACAAUGCCAUCGAUCCAGCAAGGUACGUACCAAUGGUUGAGAUGUUGGAGACUAUUAGGAGAAGAACCAUGGUGCGUAUUGAUUUGAGGAAGACUGCGGCCAGUCAGUAUACAGGUCGAAUCACUGAGAGGGCAAAAGAGAUCUUAGAAGAAGAAGCUAAGUACAUUAAGUAUUGCUCAUUUGUCCCAGGUGCAGACGGUAGAUAUGAUGUUCGUGAGUCUGGUAUAAAUCACAGUGUGAAUCUUAGGCUGAGGACAUGUGUUUGUAGAAGAUGGGAUAUGAGUGGAAUUCCUUGUCGCCAUGCUCUACGUGUGAUCACCGAGAAGAAGCUUAAUCGUGAAGAUUACAUUAGCGACUGGUAUUUGAACUCGAGGCAGUUAUGUAUUUAUAGUGAUUCGAUUGCACCAGUUAAUGGUAUGUUGUUCUGGCAUAGAACUGGUUCUGUUGUGGUGCCACCUGCUGCUUUAGUUGAACAGAUUGAAAACAGGAAAGGUAAGAAACCAAAGCUGAAGAGGAAGAAAGCAAGGCAUGAGUCUCCUACAAAAAAGAAGAAGAAGCUUAGUAGAGAGAAUAGGAUCAUGCAUUGUAGUCUAUGUGAUUACCCUGGACACAACAAAUUAAGGUGUCCUAAUGCUGGAGUGGAGAGAUACAAACCACCAAGGAAACCAAGGAAGAAGAAGCAGUCAUCAAAUGCAACUCAAGGAGCUGAAGGAAGUCAAGUAAGUCAAGAAGCUCAAGGAAGUCAAGUAAGUCAAGAAGCUCAAGGAAGUCAAGCAACACAAGACUAA